This is a messenger RNA of Suillus paluster, 1579 nucleotides long. RefSeq lists its product as uncharacterized. Gene Ontology annotation, molecular function: cyclin-dependent protein serine/threonine kinase regulator activity; protein kinase binding. Gene Ontology annotation, cellular component: nucleus; cyclin-dependent protein kinase holoenzyme complex. Gene Ontology annotation, biological process: regulation of cyclin-dependent protein serine/threonine kinase activity. The record is from RefSeq and is a predicted model, not a curated record. NCBI's taxonomy places the organism in Eukaryota, Fungi, Basidiomycota, Agaricomycetes, Boletales, Suillaceae. The transcript has 3 exons. The coding region runs from base 110 to 1579 and encodes 489 amino acids.
CUCAUAAGAUCGCCCCGCGGGAAUUUCACCCUUGUCUUCUCUUCUUUGCUUCAUUUGCCCCCCGCCGGGCACAACACAACAAUCUCUAUCACAUCCACUCCCUUCAGAAAUGUCCUUAGACCGCCGUCACCCAGCGUCACUCCUCCCAAGGUCCCUUCAUAAUCCAUACCUUGUAGAUCUUAUGCGUAGGCCUGUCUGUAUGGAGAUGAUCUCCUACAUCGCCCACCAGGCAUCGCGGGCCAUCAUGAUCAACGAGCAGCUCCCUGCCCCGAGUGCCCUGCCAACACCCCCUACAACGCCAAUCAAGGCCCCCUUCUCAGAGACGCAGGACGUAGCCUCUCCCACCCCGGCGGUGCCAAAACUGCCGAGUCUUGUCAACUUCAUCAUUCACUUGGUGAACAGGUCGAACGUUCAGGUGCCCACGCUACUCACCACCCUCAUUUACUUGCACCGCGUGCGUGUCAAGGUGCCUGCCAUGACCAAGGGUCGCCCAUGCACCCGGCACCGCGUCUUCCUGGCGACACUCAUCGUAGCAGCUAAGUACCUCAACGACUCAUCUCCCAAAAACGUACAUUGGGCAGCGUACGCCGAACACUUCGACCUCCCAGAGGUGAACCUCAUGGAGGAACAGCUUCUCUAUAUACUGGGCUACGACCUCCGCUUCGACGAGCGUGAAGCAUGCACCCACUUUGCGGUGACCCGUGCAGCAGCUGUCGAGCGAGUUUCCAAAGCGGGGAAAGCACGCGCCCAAGCCCAGCUACCAACUCCUCCUAGCGAAGUUCCUCCUCCACCUCCCAUGGGAUCCUCUAUCGUGUCCACAGUUCGCGGAAUUGCAAGGCGUCUCUCGAGCAGCCGUCUUGGAGGUUCCCAGAGCCGAUCAUCAUGCAUCGCGUCGCCGAUAUCGAGUGUGUACAGUUGUGACAGCUCGAGUGCGACAGAUUCAGAGAUGGAAUCGCUGAUCGAGGACACUGGGUCUUCGUCUGAUUCAGCUAGCAGUAUCUCCGACGAUGAGCAAGAGGCGAACGAGAAGCCAAGUAUCGUGAGGAAACAGUUCGUCUUGGGCGGCAUCCCGCCUCAGGCGCACAGAGAAGGGCGGAAGGUAUCUGAAGCAGGCUCAGUCCGAUCUAUAGCGACCGUCCGAGCAGGCGAAUCUCCUUCUCCCCAAAACCUACCCGCGCCUUUGGAGACAUGCACGACCAGAGUCGUCAACAGUACCGCCGUUCCUGGCAAGCGAGCGAGCUCCUACGUGUACAGUGCAACCAAUGGUAUUCAGAAUCAAUCCGACGCUGAUUCCGCUGGCGGAUCCGGCGUUCCUGCUUCCCGUAUGAAAGCAAGCGUCAGCAUGUCUUCCAACGGAUUCCUCAGCCGUAUGUGGAGCGCAGCGAUUAAGGGUCAAGAGAAGGAGAAGCCGACAUGUGACCUCUCUGGCAAGGGGUCGCUGGGUCAUCCUGUGGUGAGCAUUGUUGAGCCCGCAGAACGUCAUCCCCCUGGUCAUGGGGCUAGCGCGUUCCAUAAACUGGUGCACUCGAGGUCUGCGAUCUUCCGAGCGACGGCCAAUCAGAAUCUACUGGAUGUUUGA